Melanaphis sacchari is the source of this 1030-nucleotide messenger RNA. RefSeq names its product FMRF-amide neuropeptides-like. The transcript has 2 exons. Gene Ontology annotation, biological process: neuropeptide signaling pathway. The record is from RefSeq and is a predicted model, not a curated record. Bases 480 to 965 code for a protein of 161 amino acids. Lineage: Eukaryota; Metazoa; Arthropoda; Insecta; Hemiptera; Aphididae.
GCACGCGUCGACCGCGAGACAACCGAGUCGUAGUCGUACAUCGUACCCGUUGCAGCCACACACCAUAAAAACGCGACCGUUUCCGGCUUUUGCGCGCCCGACACGCACCGCGAAACGGACAUUUGGACGUGUUUUGAGUUUUUCCCAAGACCCUCGCCCCGCGCAUUCGAGACCGGAGCCUUCACUGGAGUGAGUCUUUCGUCCAGACCGUCCGCGUCGUUUCCGACCGAUCCACGUCGUACCAGCCUGUUGCUGCCUGCGCGGACCGUGGACCAUAACAAUAUCACACUAUUAUUAUUGCUUUUCAGACACGUCAUAAUACGUACAGUAAUAUUUGUCGUCGUCGUCGUCGUCGUCGUUUCCCGAUCGUUAUAUACUUCAUCGUAACAUAUUAUACUAUCCUGCGCAUUCUAGAUAUCAUAAUAUCAUAUAAUAUUUAAUCGUAUAACGUGUACGUGAAGAUCAUUCGCGGUGCAAUAAUGCUUUUGUUUCUGUUGCCGGUGACGUUGACGUUGGCCGCGUUGGUCACCGACGGGGUGGCCGACGCGGCCGCCGUGGACAAGCGGUUCGCCCUGCGGCCCGUGGACCCGUUGACCAGGCGCAGCGCCAUGGACAAGAACUUUAUGCGGUUCGGGCGGGCCUUCGACUGCAGUUGGACGGCACCGUUGCAGGCAUCGGCGGCGGCGGUGGACAAGCGCCUCGACCCGUCGUCGGCGGUCGGCCGGCGCGUCGACUCCAACUUCAUCAGGUUCGGCCGCCGGGACUCCAACUUCAUCCGGUUCGGCCGGGGCGAAGUGUACACGCCCGGCGACAACAAAAUACCCAGACGCCACUACGACGUAGACGUGGACGGGCUGGAAGUCCGGUUCGGCCGGUCCGGCGGCGGCGGGAGCAUCGACCGCAGUCCGUUCGGCGGCGCAGCGCUACCACCGCCGCCGCCGCCGUCUUACGACGACCGCCGCUGAACGUCAUCACAUCAUAAUAAUUAUAUUACUACUAUUUAAUACACAAUACAUAAUAUAAUAAUAUA